AUGUCCAAUAUAAUCAAAGAGAUUGGUCUUCCGGUCGUUAUCGGCAUGGAUUCCAACGCCAAAAAUCCUAUAUGGCAAUCUUCUACUCUAGACCAUAGAGGCGAACUCCUAGAGAGUUUUGCCUUCGAAAACGAUCUAUUUAUUCUUAACACACCACAGCCCUUUACUACCUUCAGCUCUCCUCUCGGCGAGAGUAAUGUGGACCUCACCUUGUGCUCCUCUGAACUAAUUAAUAAACUCUCCGAAUGGACGGUCUCUCCGGACAUAUGCCCUAGCGACCAUAGAAUGAUCUCAUACAAGCUUGCUCUUCUUUCUCCAAAGAAUCAUGUGGCUAUUACGUGGGCUAGACAACUCAGGCAGAUAGAUACAGACCGCGCUCUGGAUGAUGCAAUCAUUGGCAUGCGUGCUGUUGACGGACUUCUCUGGUCUCCCACUGUGGAGUCUAUUGACCGCAGAGCUACGGAACUCACGGCUCUCCUCGCCAGUAUUGGCGAGAGUUGUCUUAAAAGGCGCAAAAGGUUCUUAGGCCGCCCUCUCUGGUGGAACGACGGACUGGACAGACUCAGGCUCAGAGUAAAUCUGCAACGUAAAGCGUACCAACGCGCCAAUCCCCCCUUACGUUAUGCUCUCAGAACAAUAUAUCUAAGUACUGCUGAUAAAUUCAGAAAGCUCAUUGAGCGCACUCGAUCACGGUCGUGGGGACAAUUUGUAGGGGAGCAGCUGAAUUCGGACCCAUGGAGUCUGCCUUACAGACUAUCCAGGGCCGGAGGGCUUGUCGAGCCUCCUCUUACCAGCAUACAGCCAUAUUGCACCUUCUCUGCAUCAGCAAACAAAUAUAUCAUUCCUAGUAUUGGCCAUUUCAGGACGGUUGCUGCUUCGGGGCGUGCCUUUAGGUCGUGCAUUGUCGUGCUGAAUCCGUUGCUACACGUACUCCCAGUACAGUGUCUGAAUUCUGACCUCUUUGCCUCGAUCAUCAUAGAGUGUGGUAAUCUGUCUUUUGCCCUUGUAAGUGCGUACUGUCCCCCUAGGGACGAGCUCUGCGAGGUCUUGGAGAAGGUAUCUUCAGACUUGAACUCUAUUGACCUCCCGGUUAUUAUCGGGAUGGACUCGAACGCUAAAAGUCCUGUCUGGUUUUCGGACCAGCUGGACCACAGAGGUGAUAUUGCCGAGAACUUUGUUCUCGAAAACAAUUAA
This is a messenger RNA of Brassicogethes aeneus, 1194 nucleotides long. Lineage: Eukaryota; Metazoa; Arthropoda; Insecta; Coleoptera; Nitidulidae. The record is from the annotation of a GenBank genome assembly.